Vespa mandarinia (Asian giant hornet) is the source of this 1458-nucleotide messenger RNA. RefSeq names its product fas-associated death domain protein (gene Fadd). The record is from RefSeq and is a predicted model, not a curated record. NCBI's taxonomy places the organism in Eukaryota, Metazoa, Arthropoda, Insecta, Hymenoptera, Vespidae. Gene Ontology annotation, biological process: signal transduction. Gene Ontology annotation, molecular function: protein binding.
CAAAUGUCAAGAUCAGUGGAAUUUUAUCAAUUGAUAUAAAAGAUUAAAAAUAUAUUUGAUAGAAAAAUACAUUUUGCCGUAUUUAUCGAAAAUUUACAUUUUACAUUAUCGAAAAUUUAAAAACUUUGUGCAUAUAUAAAAAAAAAAAGAAAAAAAAUAUAUAAAUAUAUGUAAUUUCUAAUAAAGAUAUUGUAAAUAAUCGUAUUAGCUAAUUGUAGUCCAGUGGGAAUUUCUUUGUCAAAAAUAACUCCACAUUUUGAAUUUAAUAGAAUACCCGUUAUACUUAUCGGAUAUUGUACCAACCAAUUAUAUAUCACUCCAAUCUUUACAAAAUUAACUAAAGGAAUACUUAUCAUAAAUACAUACUAAAGAAAUUUUUCGAUAAUAAAAGUGAACAAUCUUUUGAGAAUGAAAUUCUUGUUACUGUGAAAAGAAAAAUAAUCCUAGCUUGGAACUAGAACAAUCUGACGUUAAAAGGGGAUUCCUAAAAUAUUUAUAAAACGAUGACCAUGACAAUGCAAAAAGAAUUUAAAGAUUUACUCAAUGACUUUUUAAACAUUUCAAAGCCUUAUAUAGAUAAUAACGCUUUGGAAGAAAUUAAAAGUGAAUACUAUUAUCAGAUAAACUCUAAACGAAAAAUAAGUGGUAUAAAAGAGUUCGAAGAAUUAAUUAAAUUAUUAGAGAAGUAUACCAUUAUUUCUUACGACAAUAUAAAACAGUUGUAUUUUAUCAAUAAGAUAUACGUUAAAAAAUCCAAUUUAUUAAUAAGAUUAGAGAAAUACGAAAGUAAUUAUAAUCAAGCAAUUUUAUCAAAGUAUUUUCCUCCAAAUUAUAAUAUGUAUCAAAGUGAUAAUGAUGAAGAAACAUUUGAUCAAAUAAGAUGGCGAAAUCCAUUAGAAGAGCUCAGGUAUGAAUCACUAUUAAGUGAAGUACCAGAGCAGUUUUCCAAAACUUCAUAUAACCGGGAAUCAGAGUUGAAGCAAAUGGUGUUACUGAAAGUGAAUGAACAAAUAGGACGUUCAUGGAAACAUGUUUGCAGACGUUUAGGUCUUAAGGAAAAUGAAAUUAAUGAAAUAGAAAAGAAAAAUUCGUCUAAUUUAAAAAAACAGAGUUAUCAGGCAUUGGAUAUUUGUAUUUCGCAGAAUAAUUCAGACUGGAAAAUAAAUUUAUUACAUGCGCUAGAAAAAGAGAGACGUAAAGAUAUUAAAGAAGUCGUUGAAAAAAUCUUAUUGGAUAAAAAAAUCUAAAAUACUGUAAAAUAGUGUUUGUGUAAAUGUAAUAUAUAAUAUAUAAAGUUAUUUUUUGUGAAAAGGAGUGGGAUUAAAGUGACUAAGAAAUGCAUAUAGCAAUAUAUAUAUUUUUUUUAAAUAUACUUUAUAUAAGAAAGACUUAAAUAUAAUUGUAUGUCAAACAAUUGUGUAAACAUCACACAUCUUUAAUACAUUUUAGAAGAAUAAA